AUGUCGCUGGUACAAUAUAUUGAAUCGAAGGGCACGAUUGGAAAAGACACAAGGAAGCACACACUGAGCGACUGCGACUAUCACCGCGACCGGAUGCCUCUCCCCGUCAUCCUUGGGGAUUACAAUGUCUUGGCCCUGACGUGUGGAAAAGACUGCGCUCAUGACGCGGCACACAGCGCCAUUGGUGACAUGUAUCGUUUAGGGUCCAAGGAUCGCUCAAAUGGAGGAGAUGAGCGCAUAGAGCGCCAGUGCCGGAGGCUCAGCCCUGUCCGCCUAGUACAAGGAAGCGAAAGGCCAAAUGCGAGCCCCCUGUUUGCCAAGUCAGCCUGCGCGAUGACAUACGAUGACACACCCGGGAGCCUAUUCAAACUACAGCUCUGCAUCGCGGCCCGCACGCAGCCUCGAGGUGCUGCUUGCCUGCGGCGCUUGUUGCACGAAACGUCUGGCUCUGGCAGGGAUUCAAAAAAGGUGUACGAUGACGGCCAUGACGAAGUUCGUGCCAUGAAAGAUGCCAGGCAGUCUGAUCGCCACCACGAACCCUCGAGGGCUCGUCCACUCGAUACACGGUCACAAGACGCGUCGACGGAGCCAAGGAUGGGCGCUGAAACGACGUCGUGCCAGCCAGAGAGACGUGAACUCAAAACAAUUGCAGAAGUAGAGAGAGCGAGAUGCAGUCACCAGCCGCAGAAAUUCCGAAUGGCCAUGCACGAGGUCAUUCGAAUAUCGAAAAGUCCCUGA
Molecule: messenger RNA, 738 nt
Organism: Heterobasidion irregulare TC 32-1
Lineage: Eukaryota; Fungi; Basidiomycota; Agaricomycetes; Russulales; Bondarzewiaceae
Exons: 3
Coding region: 1-738 (245 amino acids)
Source: RefSeq, a predicted model, not a curated record